AUGGAGAGACCGGCAAAGCGGAUGAAGAUCACUGACCCUGAUGUACGAAAUCCUCGAGACUCGGGUUCGAGAAGGACGGAAGGACUGUUUAGCUCGGAGUUGGGCAUGCGAAGCGAUGAGACAGAUAGAAAAUCCCUUCCGACCCGCACCAUCAGUCUAUUAGACUUACAGAGACAACAAGUAUUUGAUAACCACCAACAUACCCCGCGACCUGUUUUGCCGCGGAGGAAUGCUGCAGUUUACCUGUUACCCAGGGCUCCGGAUGCCACCGUCACGGCCAGCGUUGUCCAGGUCAACGUCAAUGACGGCACAACGACCUCGAAAGUCACCGAAGUGCCUAUGGCCACCACUGGUGCCGUUGUUUCUUUGACAGACGUUGGUACCUUGACGACUGCCCUCUCUGUGACCAUUCCUGGUCUCACCAACAGUACCAUUGGGACAGGUAGCGAUUCGGCUCAGGAGACCAUCACAUCUUCAACCACUCCGUUACCACCCGAUACAUCGACAAUCACCUCUUUCAUAACCAGUUCAAGUCUACUCCCACCAGUCAAUGGCACUGUACCAAUCCCUACCACGAGUACUGGGCAGCGGACGGUCACAGUGACAGCAACGUCGACAUUCGAAAUCUCCCUGAUCAACGGCACUAUUGUCGCCACGGAGCCGUACUUUGGAGUACACUCUACCAGGACUACCAGGACUGGCACAGGCAGUACCAGUGCUUCUCGAACCUACACCUUUGGCGAACUACCUUCCACAUCGACAGGCUCUUCUCAAGGGUCUACUACAUCCACUGGAUCCGACUCGUCUGCAACUUCGACCGAUUACUUCGCGGGCGGUGCAGGAGCGACUGCUACCGACGCGACUACACCCACGUCUGAUCCAGCAUCCACUUCCAGGUCAAGGUCAGAUGGAGGCGGGGGUGGGGGAGGCAGCACUGGUCUGACCCCGACUCAGCAACAAGUAGUAGGAGGUGUCGUUGGGGGCGUGGCUGGAGUCGCACUGACGCUGGUCAUAAUUCUCUUUCUCCUCCGCUGGUAUCGACGUCGGCUGAAAGCACGUGGUCAACUUCCCGAGCAGAUUGCAGCCCGGGAGCUUGCAGGCGGCGGAACUGGUGAGGCGUACCCAAUGUCGCAGCGGUCGUCCACAACUCCUCUGGCGGCUGCGGUGGCUCAUGGAUUCAAGCGUUUCCGACCUCACAGCAAUCAAACCCUUGGCACGACUUUCACUGCCGAUACAACAAGUAGCGUGCCAGAGUCUGAACGUGGCUUCCAGCGAAUAGCCGGACGGAAGAUAGCCCCCGUCAUAGGCAGUGGAGGUGAUCCAUAUGGUGGGAACUAUGGCGCCUUUGAAAAAGAUGUCGGUGCAGGUCCAUCCGACAUACCUGAGAGUAGCCUGGCAGGUGCAUCAUUCUACCAAGACAGUCGCGGUUUCUACGGCGGUCAGGGGGCUCAAACGCCGCCAAUGCCCUCAUCGCCAAUCACUGCUACAUCGGCUGCAAAGACUGGAGACAUGUCAGCCACUACCGGAGCCGCUUCUAGCACAAGAGACUUCGCCGAUCCCCGCGUUCCAUCAGUGCGCAACAGCAGUCAAGUUUCUUUGACCACGCCCACCCGACCCGAAGGAUAUGCUGUCAUGCGGCCAAGUCCCGCCCGAACUCCCGUGACACUUAGUCCCGCUGCGAGCUCCAUUCGACUACCCAUUCAACAGGCUCCAACCAUGGACGAGCGCGCGCCGCCAAUGCCAGUGUCCACGCUGCGCGAUGGUGUAGGCCGAAGUCUUGCUAGUCAAGAUGGCAGUCGAGUGAGCAAGAGCAGUGGUCGAAGCGCGGGAAGAUUUACGGAAAACAUGUGA
Molecule: messenger RNA, 1851 nt
Organism: Cladophialophora yegresii CBS 114405
Lineage: Eukaryota; Fungi; Ascomycota; Eurotiomycetes; Chaetothyriales; Herpotrichiellaceae
Exons: 1
Coding region: 1-1851 (616 amino acids)
Source: RefSeq, a predicted model, not a curated record